AUGCCCGUCGCCACCUCCUUCCCGCUCAAAAACACCUCCAUCCGCAUCCCCUCUCGCGGCCUGGGAACCUUCCAGGUAGACCCCAGCGUCUACCCAGAAGGCUCCGUCAAGGCCUCCGUGCUCCAUGCGUUGAAGCUAGGAUAUAAACACAUCGACGCCGCCCUGGCGUAUGGCUGGGGUGCAGUUGAGAGAGACAUCGGAGCCGCGAUUAGAGAAAGCGGCGUUCCCAGGGAGGAGCUCUUUGUGGUGACCAAAUUGCACAAUUGCUUCCAUGCGCCCGAGGAUGUCGAGGUUGGAAUGGAUAUGAGUUUGAAGAAUCUGGGGCUUGAUUAUGGGGUAUCGAACUUCUCGUCGCCCAAACUAAAGCGUCUCCUGAGCGUCUGCCGUAUCCAUCCGGUCGUCAAUCAAGUUGAGCUUAACCCAUACUUCCCCCAGAAGCAACUCCUACGGUUUUGCCAGGAGCAUGACAUUCACGUCACUGCAUAUGGGCCGUUGGGCUGCGCGCCUGUGCCCUACUUGAUUGGAAGAAAAGGCCCCGGUCCGCUUGAAGACCCAACUGUGAGACAUUUACCCUCCUGA
This is a messenger RNA of Uncinocarpus reesii 1704, 579 nucleotides long. RefSeq lists its product as uncharacterized. NCBI's taxonomy places the organism in Eukaryota, Fungi, Ascomycota, Eurotiomycetes, Onygenales, Onygenaceae. The transcript has 3 exons. Gene Ontology annotation, molecular function: aldose reductase (NADPH) activity. Bases 1 to 579 code for a protein of 192 amino acids. The record is from RefSeq and is a predicted model, not a curated record. Gene Ontology annotation, cellular component: cytosol.